UACCAUACUAAUCUCCUCACACACCAAAAACUAACCAAGACGACUUAUAUCGAUGAGAUUAUUACAUCACAUUCUUAUUCUCUUCUCCCACUCACUCCCCCACAUUCCUCACUGAUGAUAUUCAUAUGAAGAGUUCCACAAAGUCCAAGAUGUCGAUGACAAGGACGAGAACCGACAACUCUCCAGGGGAUCGACCAAACGGCGAAAAGAACAGCUCAAGCAACAGCACUGUUGAAGAAGUCAGCAACAACAACAAUAGUAAUAGUAAUAGUAAUAGUAAUGGGAAGAAGCUGUCGGGAUCUGUCGUCCGGCAAUAUGUCCGGUCCAAGACUCCUCGUCUGCGCUGGACGCCCAACCUCGAACUCUGCUUUGUUCAUGCUGUCGAAAGAUUAGGAGGCGAAGAAAGGGCCACACCUAAACUGGUUCUUCAGUUGAUGAAUGUCAAUGGCCUCACUAUUGCUCAUGUCAAGAGCCAUCUUCAGAUGUACAGAAGCAAGAAGAUUGAUGAUCCCAGUCAAGAGCAACGCCUUCUUGUCGAUGCUGCCGGAGAUCGAUGCAUUUAUAACUUCAGCCAACUCCCAAUUUCCAGCCUGUGUUCUUUUAGCUAUACAGAUUCACUUUACUUUGGCCAAUCCACUUCAACGACUAAUUACAGUUCUUACAACAGCAAUCGGGUAUCAUCAAACAUGCCCCAAAACGUUCUUCCUGAAUCAACAUCCUCGAACGGCAACAACAUCGUCAAUAGAUCAUACCUCUCAAGAGCUUCCGAUUCCCAUCCAAGUUACAUUGCAAAUCAUUCUUGGAAGUUUCUAGAGAAUGAAAGAAAUACGUCCAUGGAGGAAAGAUAUUUUCAAGGCCUAAUCACAGCGCGAGACAACAAAAUUCAUUCACAAAGGCCUUAUUCAUUACACAGCGAAACAGCGACAAAAGCAACAGCCUUGCUGUCUGAACAAGAAGGGAUUGGGAAUUCAAAAAGAAAGGCUGAUUCAGAUGAUGUUAAUCUGAGCCUGUCGUUGGGAGGGCGAGACUAUAAGAAACCAAACUUGAGCUUGAAUAACAUCGACGACGCUGAUGAGGUAGACAGCAGAUUAUAUUCAUCCUUGAUUUCAUCAAAAUCAAACAAAACUAAUACUGUUGAUGUCGGGGAGGAUCCUACCGGGAAGGAGAGUUGUAGUUUAGAUCUGAGUUUGUGAAUGGGACAAAUUAUUUGUGUCUGAGUGAGAUUUUCAAGUACAACAUUUGCCAACGCCAAAGAACGUACAGAUCAGACACUCAUUGUUAUCUGCAAGGUAUUAUAAUUUACAUUGGUUAGUUCC
Molecule: messenger RNA, 1316 nt
Organism: Andrographis paniculata
Lineage: Eukaryota; Viridiplantae; Streptophyta; Magnoliopsida; Lamiales; Acanthaceae
Product: putative Myb family transcription factor At1g14600
Exons: 5
Coding region: 126-1193 (355 amino acids)
Molecular function (GO): DNA-binding transcription factor activity; DNA binding
Source: RefSeq, a predicted model, not a curated record